Chenopodium quinoa (quinoa) is the source of this 2628-nucleotide messenger RNA. RefSeq names its product exocyst complex component EXO70B1-like. The coding region runs from base 405 to 2312 and encodes 635 amino acids. The transcript has a single exon. Gene Ontology annotation, molecular function: phosphatidylinositol-4,5-bisphosphate binding. Lineage: Eukaryota; Viridiplantae; Streptophyta; Magnoliopsida; Caryophyllales; Amaranthaceae. Gene Ontology annotation, biological process: exocytosis. The record is from RefSeq and is a predicted model, not a curated record. Gene Ontology annotation, cellular component: exocyst.
CACUAUAAAAAAUAUAUAAUCAUCUAGAAAAUGCUGACUAAGCAAUGAUAUUAAAACACCAUUAUCCAAAAACAAGAAAACAACGAUAAACUUACCUUUUUACACGGCCAACAAAAAACACCAAAACAGUGGGAAAACUCGAAAAAACAAAACCAAACUCCAAAAACAAAAUACCAAAAAAAAACUGUCCCUUUCUCAUUUUCCUCACACUUUCCUCUUUUUAUUAUUCUUCCCCAAUUCCUUCUAUUUCCGCGUUCAUCUUUUCAAUUAUAAACCCUAAUAUACACUAUCACUUUGAUUAUUCUACUACCACUAAAAUUAUACUUUGAAUUUGUCCGAAUUUCUUUUUUGUUUUUUUGAUGUGACCACAAUUUUAUUUUAUUUAUUUAUACUUAAUUUUAAUUAUGGCUGAUAACAACAUCAAUGGAGAAGAGAAAUUGAUAGCAGUUGCUCGUCAAAUUGCAAAAUCUCUCGGUCAUUCCAAUUCUAUGACCGACGAUAUUUUCAACAUUUUCUCCACUUUCGACGGUCGAUUUUCUCGCGAUAAAUUAUCACCGCUUUCCGACAAUAUGUUGCCGGAAAACCACCCUAAAUCCGUCGAUAAACCGUCGUCGGCGGUUGCUACCUUGGAAGAAUGCUUAACUUCACUCGAAGCUCAGAUCUCUCAUUCUCUCUCCUCUGACCGUCCACUAUGGUUUGACCCUACCGAUUCCUCCGCCUUCCUCGAAGUUCUCGACGAGCUGAUCGCAACAAUCCGCGACUUCGCUCCUCUUGCGCGCGACAACAAGGCGCUCGCCGUGACGCUGGAUCGCGCAGAUGAGCUGCUACAAUCGGCGAUUUUCAAGCUUGAGGAAGAAUUUCGUGGCUUGAUUCAACGAGGUGCUGAUUCCUUCGAUUUGACUCGUGAAUCGUCGGAUUCCGACUCAGAAGACGGAGGAGGUUACGGCGGAGAUGAUGGCGGAGGUGAGAUUCCGGUGGCACAUCCGGUGACGGAUUUUAACAUCGUUAUCGAUGCUUUACCGGCGUCGACGAUCAACGAUCUCCAUGAAAUUGCGAGGCGAAUGGUGUUGGUGGAGUACGGAAGAGAGUGUUCGCACGUGUACAGCGCGUGCCGGAGGGAGUUUCUAGAAGAGAGUUUGUCGAGGUUAGGGUUACAGAAAUUGAGCACUGAUGAAGUCCAGAAGCUUCCAUGGCCGGAGCUUGAGGAUGAGAUUGAGCGGUGGUGUAAAUCGGCGGUUUUCUCUCUUCGGAUUUUGUUUCCUUCUGAAAGGCGUCUCUGUGAUCGUAUUUUCUUCGGUUUUCCGUCGACUUCUGAUUUUGCUUUUAUGGAGGUUUGCCGUGGUUCGGCUAUUCAGCUGUUGAAUUUCGCCGAUGCGGUCGCGAUUUCGAGCCGGUCUCCGGAGAGAUUGUUUAAAGUGCUUGAUGUUUAUGAGACUUUGAGGGAUUUGAUUCCGGAGUUUGAGAUAUUGUUUUCUGAUCAGUAUUGUGUUUUUCUGAGGAAUGAAGCUGUGGCAAUUUGGAAGAGAGUUGGGGAAGCAAUUAGGGGGAUUUUUAUGGAAUUGGAGAAUUUGAUUAGGCGUGAUCCGGCGAAAAACCCGGUGCCUGGUGGCGGGCUUCAUCCGAUUACUAGAUAUGUGAUGAAUUAUAUUCGAGCUGCGUGUAAGUCGCAGCAGACGUUGGAGCAGGUGUUUGAGGAGGAAAGGGAACGAGGGAUGUCGGGGAUGAGCUCGUUGUCGGUUCAAAUGGCGUGGAUUAUGGAGUUAUUAGAGAGUAAUUUGGAGGCAAAAUCAAAGACUUAUAAGGAUGCUGCUUUGAGUUCUUUGUUUAUGAUGAAUAAUGGGAGGUACAUUGUGCAGAAGGUGAAGGAUAGUGAGCUUGGGUUGUUGUUAGGGGAAGAUUGGAUUCGAAAACAUAGUGUGAAAGUUAGGCAGUUUCAGAUGAAUUAUCAGAGGAAUACUUGGAAUAAGGUGGUUGGGGUUUUGAAGGUGGAUAAUGGAGGUGGGAGUAAUGCUAAUGGAGGCCAGAAUUCGAGGCCGUUGAAGGAAAGAUUUAAGAUGUUCAAUGCUUACUUUGAGGAGAUAUUGAAGAUUCAAUCUUCGUGGGUUGUGUUUGAUGAUCAAUUGAGGGAGGAUUUGAAGAUGUCUGUUAUUCAAAAUCUGUUGCCUGCUUAUCGGAUAUUCAUUGGAAGGUUCCAGAACUCUGCAGAAGCAGGAAGGAACCCUGAGAAACAUAUCAAGUAUAGUGUGGAGGAUGUUGAGGCUCAGAUUAACAAUGGGCUGUUUCGGGGUAAUAGUAAUGGUGGAAGGAGAUGAAAGACGGUGAUGAAUUGAUGAGCAGAAAAUGUUGUUUGUAACUUUGUAGAACAGUGUAAGCAAGUUUGUAUCGAUUUAGAACAAUGUAUCAAUUUAUGAAUAUGUGAAUUGAAAUGGUAGGUCUUCCAAAAUUUUGGUGAUCAAUUAGUUGUUUCCCCACUGUGGAGUGUAAAAUUUUGGCGUGCUGGUAGAUUUUCCACUGGGGUGUAUAGAUGUGUGAUUUGGCCCUUAUGUACUACUUAACCUUGUGUGAAAGCCAAAUUUUAUUCUAUAUCAAUUUCCUAUUUUCACAAAGGACUUGUUGAUCAUUUUUAUA